AUGAGAUAUGGACACUAUGAGUUUUUGGUAAUGUUGUUUGGACUUACCAAUGCUCUAGCAACAUUUAUGGAUUUGAUGAAUAGGGUUUGUAAACCUUUCCUCAACAAAUUUGUAAUAGUGUUCAUUGAUGAUAUUCUCAUAUAUUCGAAGAGCCAGCAGGAGCAUGGAAAACACCUAAGAGAAGUGUUAGAAGUUCUGAAGAAAGAGAAGUUGUACGCAAAGUUCUCCAAGUGUGAUUUUUGGAUUCGGGAAGUCCAAUUCUUGGGUCAUGUGAUUAACCAAGAAGGAAUAAUGGUUGACCCAGCAAAGAUCAAAGCUGUAACGAAGUGGGAACGACCAAAAAGUCCCACUAAGAUUCGUAGUUUUCUAGGAUUAGUUGGAUAUUAUAGAAGGGUUAUCCAAGGCUUUUCUUCAGGAGUUGCUCCCUUAACAGCUUUGACCCAUAAAGGAGCUAGAUAUACGUGGAUCGAGAAGCACGAAGAAGCUUUUGAGAAGCUAAAGAAGAAUUUGUGUGAAGCACCGAUUCUUUCUUUACCUAAAGGAAUUAAAGACUUCACAGUUUAUAGUUAUGCAUCUAGAGUCCGGUUAGGUUGUGUUCUAACCUUGAGAGAUAGAGUAAUUGCAUAUGCAUCUCGAUAA
Molecule: messenger RNA, 639 nt
Organism: Lactuca virosa
Lineage: Eukaryota; Viridiplantae; Streptophyta; Magnoliopsida; Asterales; Asteraceae
Source: the annotation of a GenBank genome assembly